This is a messenger RNA of Neoarius graeffei (lesser salmon catfish), 3213 nucleotides long. It is a transcript of the gene fam193b, whose product is annotated as family with sequence similarity 193 member B. Gene Ontology annotation, cellular component: cytoplasm; nucleus. The transcript is spliced from 10 exons. The record is from RefSeq and is a predicted model, not a curated record. NCBI's taxonomy places the organism in Eukaryota, Metazoa, Chordata, Actinopteri, Siluriformes, Ariidae. The coding region runs from base 165 to 2846 and encodes 893 amino acids.
GUCCGCCAUAUUGACUGUUGUCUUUUGCCUUGAGAAGAAGAUAAGCGAGAACAUUUGCUUGGAAAAGGAAAAACGAUUAAACAAACAAACAAAAAGACUGGACUCCGCUUUUCCGUUGGACUCGUAAAUCAGCGCCAGUCCGUGCCGAGGUGGAAUUUAUCGAGAUGGCGAGGAAGAAGAGCAAACAGGCCGGAGUUGGGAAUAAAGAGCAGAGUUUGUCGAAGAGCCCCGGCGGAGGAGGAGAUGCAGGAGCAGCAGCCAGGAGCACUCAGUCGGUGCACACGUGCUGCUUGCUGUGCCAUCGGGAGUUCAAGGACUGGGGCUCGGGUAUGGCCAACGGGCUCCCGGGCCACGGCUCCAAGCUGGCCGACGCCGUCCCGGCGCUCUCGCAGGCCCUGCUGAGGGAGGCGCCCGGGCGCAAGCUGGCAGACGCCGUGCCUUCGCUGUCUCAGUCGCUGCUGGGCGAGGUGCCGCUGUGGAUCUGCCAGAGCUGCCGCAAGAGCGUCGAGGAGGAGGAGCGGAGGGCGGUCCAGGAGCAGAGCGCGCCGGCGCCGCUGUCCCACUCGUCCUCGUGCAAGUCGCAGAAUUGUGGGAAUGGUUACCCGGAGCAGAACUCUGUGGACUGGGAUCCCAGUUCCUUCCUGUCGGCCCGGAAGCUCUCGGGUCUUUGGAACUCUACACACACGAACACGGGACCUCACUGCACCCACGGCACUGCGACUCACUCUCAGCAAGCAGGCGGAACGGCAGGACCAACCUGUCACGAUAAACGAUCGUCUCACGAGGCGUCCGGGACCAAAGUGUGUCCCUACAGUCACCCGGCGUCCCCCGGUGCCACCUCCACGGCUACGCCACUCUCUACCUCCGCUGAGCUCUGCAAGACCUCGGCCAAGCACUUCAAAACCAUGUGUAGGAGACCGACUCCUCCAGGUGAAGCGUUUCAUCCGAACGAGCAGCACCAGCCGUCGGCGGAUCUGUCCGUUCCGCCCAACAGCCCGACGGGUCUCUGCUCUUCCCAGAAUUCAUCUUUGCUGCCGCCUUCCACCAAACCCACGUCCAAUCAGCACGCUCCAUUCACUCCGCUAGCGCCGAGCCCCGGGGCCAAGCACUCGGUCGGGCAGGACAAACCCAGCACCUGCAAAAAUGCCAAAAUGAGCUCCUCCAUGAUGGGCUGCAAUCAUCCGUGUAACGGACACAACACCAACGGCGCCAACGCCGCCUCCGCGAACGCGGCUCCUCUCGCAGCCAGCUCGUGCAGGGACCAGGCGUGUAAAGGGCACAAGCUGGUGAACGGUUCGUCGUUGUGCCAGCAGGCAGCGUGCGAAGGGGACGAAGUGGAGGACGAGGACAGCGGUUCCGAGCGCAGCUCCUGCGCGUCGUCUUCCACGAACCAGCGUGACGGCAAAUACUGCGACUGCUGCUACUGCGAGUUCUUUGGACAUAACGCGCCCCCUGCAGCUCCUACGAGCCGGAACUACGCGGAGAUCCGAGAGAAGCUCCGCUCGAGGCUGACUCGUCGUAAAGAGGAGCUGCCUCAGAGGCAGGAUCUGGAUCCGGGUGUGACGAGCGCCAUCGAUCACCGGGACGUCGACGAGCUCCUCCACUUCAUCAACUCCACAGAGCCCAAAAGGGUCAACAGCGCCAAGGCCGCCAAACGCGCUCGCCACAAACAGAAGAAGAAGGAGAAGGAGCGUGCGCUACAAGCGUGCAGCGAGCAGCGUUUGUCCUCGUCUCCUCAGCCAGAGGCGAUGGAGGAAGUGGAAGAGGAGGAGCGUGCUCCAGACGGCGAGGCUGGCCGGCUCCUCGAGUGGCCUCAGCUGGAGCUGGAGCGCGUCAACAGCUUCCUCACGUCUCGCCUUGAAGAGAUUAAGAACACCAUCAAGGACUCCAUUCGCGCCUCGUUCAGCAUGUACGACCUCAACCUCGACGUCAGCGACUUCCCCAAAAAGGCCGCCUCGCUCGAGGGCCAGCGCCUGCUGCCUCACCUCAACGGUUCGGCGACUGAGCCGCAGCAGAUCGACCUGGACCUCGCGCCGCUCUCGUUCAAAAACUUUAAAAAGAGUGUGAAGAUUCUCCAAGGCCUUACAAGCGAGAAUAACAACAGCAGCCCCCCUACCACCCCUUCCCCCACCCCCACAAACAACAACAAUACCACCGUUAACACCGCUCCCGCGCCGAGCGACGCACCUAAAUCCAAAGACGAGACCAAGAACGUCACGGGCAACGCCGCCAAAACAAAGAAGGGCAAGAAAAACCAGCGGCAGCAGCAGGAGCAGGCGUCCCAGGAGCAACAGGCCAACUCCAAACCAGCUAAAGCGACAUCUGGAAAUCAGGAGAAAAGCACCGAAGCAGAGAAAGGAGCCAGAGGAGGGUGCAGAGGAGCCCAGCAGCACGGGGAGAGUCAAAAACCCGGGAGCAAAAAAGUAGAGGAAAGCAAGCAAGCCUCCAAGCACAACGGCAACGCAGCCUCGAACGGGAACCAUCACUGGGGUUCCAACAUGCAGAGGGGGAAGAACGACAACGAUGCGCGAAGCCACAAAUCGGAGCACGAAGCAGACGGGAAAAGCAACUCGAACAACGUCGUCAACUCUCACAACUCGCAGCAGCAGCAACAGUCCAAAGGAAAGAAUAAGAAGAACAAGAGCAAGACGGAAAAGUCCAGCAGCGCGAUUGAUGAUGUGUUCCUCCCGAAAGAUCUGGAUCCGACAGAGAUGGACGAGAUCGAUCGCGAGGUCGAGUACUUCAAGAGGUUUUGCCUCGAUUCAGCGAAACAGACGCGACAGAAGGUGGCUGUAAACUGGUCCAACUUCAGCUUGAAAAAGAUGCCGUCAAACGCAGCGCAGUAACGCAGCACGCACUCGCAUACACACACACACACACACACACACACACACACCCACACACACACACACGCCUGGAUGAUGGUAACCGGAGAAACCCCAACUUCCCAAUAGGACUCGACUCUCUUGCCAUCUGAUUGGUCACUCUAGUCUGUAGCCACUGUACUCCUGGCUGGAGGUCGCUGUCUGUCUCUGCCCCUCUGUCUGUACGCCACGGGACCUCGUCACGCACUCUGUCAUAAUCCACCGGAGGAGUUUUUACUGCAUCUCUUAAUCGAGCGGGAUGAGAUCACUCGCAGGAAACCUCAUUACAUCAUUUUGUAGUGUGUAAAUAAUAAUUUUACAAUAAAAAAAAAAGGUUUUAAACCCCAAA